UCUAAAUAUACAAUGAGAACGGCAUUUGAUUAAGAUUGAAAUUUCAUUAGUGGUACCCCUCUAUUUCUGCUCGGAUAUAUAAAGGAUCAUCCAGUUCAGAUCUGGGAGCAUUCGUGUGUUUGGUUACUAUUAAAAAAACACAAAAAGAUGAAAGCGGUAAUUUUCUUUUUGCCCCUUCUUGGGUUGGUAAUUGGACAGUCUGAUAGACCGACCGGAGAAUACAAUCGUGCCCAGGACGUCGCCGCCUACAUUGUGAGAUUCUCGAACGAAAAUGACAUUGAAAAGGGGUACAAAUUCGGCUUUGACACAAGUAAUGGUAUCAGUCGCGACGAACAGGGAACUUUGACAAAUGUCGGUACGGAACAUGAAGCUAUGGAAGUCGUGGGUGGCUACCAGUACACAGACCCAUUACAGAGAAAGGUUACCGUAACGUAUACGGCUGGUGUAAAUGGCUUUGUGCCCACAAUUACAUACUCGUAGUGUCCUAUCAUGUUUUUAACUAUUUAUUGAUGAUAAAUAUCAAAUAAAGUCAAUUGUGUUAAUUUUA
This is a messenger RNA of Photinus pyralis (common eastern firefly), 547 nucleotides long. Its product is annotated as endocuticle structural glycoprotein ABD-5-like. The transcript has 2 exons. The record is from RefSeq and is a predicted model, not a curated record. Gene Ontology annotation, cellular component: chitin-based extracellular matrix. NCBI's taxonomy places the organism in Eukaryota, Metazoa, Arthropoda, Insecta, Coleoptera, Lampyridae. Gene Ontology annotation, molecular function: structural constituent of chitin-based larval cuticle. The coding region runs from base 148 to 480 and encodes 110 amino acids.